Messenger RNA from Triticum aestivum (bread wheat), 6485 nucleotides. Its product is annotated as pentatricopeptide repeat-containing protein At1g74900, mitochondrial. Bases 85 to 1578 code for a protein of 497 amino acids. The record is from RefSeq and is a predicted model, not a curated record. Gene Ontology annotation, molecular function: protein binding. Lineage: Eukaryota; Viridiplantae; Streptophyta; Magnoliopsida; Poales; Poaceae. The transcript has 3 exons.
UCGAGAAGUAACUGAACACUCCUUCGUCUUUGUGUAACUGAUCCUCUCUCUCCGUCUCACGCCCCCGCGCCCGAAGUUCCCCCAAUGCCGCCGCCACCGCCGCCGCCGACCUCGCUCUCGCCAUCCUACCCCACGCCUGCAACCGCAUCAUCCCCAACCCCGCGCCAGAUCGCCGCCCUCGUGCUUAACUACCCGUCGUCCAACCUCACCACCGCAUCGGCCCGCUCCCUCUCGGCGUCCCUCCUCGCCGUCGCCCCGGCCCUCCCGACGCCCGUGGCCAACCGCGUCCUCAAGCUCCUCUGGCACCACGCGCCGCGCGCGCUCCUCUUCUUCCACUCGCUCCUCCACCUCCCCGCCCGCGCGCACGCCGUCUCCCCCUGCACCAUCGACCUCGCACUCGACCUCUCCGCGCGCCUCCGCCACCCCCGCCAGCUCACCAACUCCAUCCUCGCGCUCUUCCCGCGCCUCCGCCUGCCCUUCACCCCGCGCACUUUCCCCAUCCUCUUCGAGCGCUUCGCGGCGUCGCAGCGCCGGCCCGACAUCGCCGUCCGCCUCUUCCUCUCGCUCCACCGCUCCCACCGCGUCGUGCAGGAUCUCCCCCUCUUCAACUCCCUCCUCGACGCGCUCGGGAAGUCGCGCCAUGCCAGCAAGGCCGCCUCCCUCGUCCGCGCUCUCGAGCGGCGCUUCCCCCCGGACGUUGUCACGUACAACACCCUCGCUGACGGAUGGUGCCGCGUCAAGGACACGUCCCGCGCGCUCGACUUGCUGCGGCAGAUGGCCGAGUCCGGCAUCACGCCCACGAAGACAACCUAUAAUAUCAUCCUCAAAGGCUUCUUCCGUGCUGGGCAGAUACAGCACGCAUGGAACUUCUUCCUCCAAAUGAAGAAGAGGGGGGCCAAGGACGAGAGCUGUAAGCCGGACAUCAUAUCGUACACUACCAUCAUUCAUGGGCUGGGUGUUGCUGGGCAGCUAGACAAAGCUCGCAAACUGUUCGAUGAAAUGUCUAAAGAAGGUUGCACGCCGUCAGUGGCAACUUACAAUGCGCUUAUCCAGGUGAUAUGUAAGAAGGGAAAUGUGGAGGAUGCAGUCACAGUGUUUGAUGAUAUGGUUCGACAGGAUUACGUCCCAAAUGUGGUCACCUAUACCGUCUUGAUUCGAGGUCUCUGCCAUGCUGGGAAAAUUGACCGGGCUAUGAAGCUCAUGGAGAGAAUGAAAGAUGAAGGCUGUGAGCCAGUCGUUCAGACAUACAAUGUUCUAAUAAGAUAUUCAUUUGAGGAAGGGGAGAUCGAGAAGGCCUUGUGUUUGUUUGAGAGGAUGAGUAAAGGAGAGGACUGCCUGCCUAACCAAGAUACAUACAAUAUCAUAAUAAGUGCAAUGUUUGUGCGCAAGAGGGCUGAGGACAUGGCAACGGCGGCGAGGAUGGUAAUGGAGAUGGUGGAGAGAGGCUACUUACCUAGAAGGUUCAUGCUCAACCGUGUUCUGAAUGGGUUGAUGUUGACAGGGAAUCAGCAAAUUUCUAGAGAUCUGUUGAGAAUGCAAGAGAAAUAUAGACGCCUGCGACGAGAAAUAAGAUUGUGAUUGCCAUUUGAGUUCUACAAUGGCAUAAGGAUACAAUGUUUUGCGCAUCUUGAGGCUUGGGUACAGAAGUAUGGUGCAACCCUCGUGCCUAGCAGUUCAUACUUGAUACUCCUGUGGUGGUGUUAUGAUCAGUCUGAUGUUUCAGGGACACUUGAUUAUUGGUUUUGCGGGUGCUGGAUAUCUAGCAAAGCAGUGUUGUCUUUAUUAACCUGACUGUGUGAGCGAACAUACUGCCAGACGCCAAGAAGUCUGGUUGGAUGUUCGCGUUGUACCACAAGAAAGAGGGCAAGCCACUGAAGAUGCUCAAUUGUUGGUGCAAGUCUGAUCCUGGAUUUAUCUUUCACAACAUAAUACUUUAUCUCUAUUGUUUCGGCAGCAUUACUCGACUUGUUGUUGUGAGCAUAGAAUACUGCGGGCUGGUUGUCACAAUACAUCUUUAGUGGUUUGUCAAUACAAUCUACCACUUUCAAGUCAGGUAUAAAUUUCUUUAACCAUAUCGCCUGCCCCGUGGCCUCAUAACAUGCUAUAAAUUCUGCAUACAUCAUGGACGAUGCAACUAUUGACUGUUUGGAGCUUUUCCACGAAAUAGCCCCUCCAGCGAGAGUGAACAUGUAUCUUGACGUGGAUUUUCUAUCAUCUUUGUCUACCGCAAAAUCUGCGUCUGAAUACCCUCUUAUCUCUAGGGAAUCAGAUCUCCUGUAUGUUAGCAUGUGGUCCUUCAUGCCUCGCGCAUAAUGCAAUGCUUUCUUUACCAUCUUCCAGUGCUCUGUGCCUGGAUUCUCUUGAUAUCUACCGAGUAGCCCGGUGAUAAAAGCUAAGUCAGGGCGAGUGCACACGUGUGCAUACUGUAAACUUCAAACAGCCGAAGCAUAUGGUACUGCUUUCAUUUGAUCGAUCUUGUACUGGUUCUUGAGACAUUGGAAUUUUCCAAAUUUGUCGCCCUUGACUAUAGGAGCAGGUGUGGCUUUACUCGUAUGCAUAUUAUACUUUUUAAGAACCUUUUCUAAAUAUGCCUUCUGCGAUAGUCCUAAAACUUUAUUUUUCCUAUCUCGGUGAAUUUCUAUGCCCAAAACAUAUGAUGCUUCACCAAGAUCUCUUAUAUCAAAUUUUGAGGACAAGAACUUCUUUGUUUCUCGUAGCAGACUAACAUCACUGCUAGCAAGCAAGAUAUCAUCCACACACAAGAUUAGGAAAAUAUAUUUCCCUUUUUAAACUUUGCAUAAACGCAAUUAUCCUCAACAUUCUCUUUAAAUCCAAAUCUUUUAAUUGUUUCAUUAAACUUUAGAUACCACUGUCUAGAGGCUUGCCUUAAUCCAUAAAUGGAUUUCUUCAGGCGGCAUCCCAUAUCUUCCUUGCCUUCCAUGAUAAAACCCUUUGGUUGUUUCAUGUAAACAUUUUCUUUUAAAUCCCCGUUUAGAAAUGUCGUCUUUACAUCCAUUUGAUGUAGCUCUAAAUCAAAAUGUGCAACUAAUGCCGUUAUGAUUCUGAAGGAUCCUUACAUGAAACUGGGGAGAAUGUCUCAUUGUAAUCUACCUCUUCUCUUUGUGUAAAUCCUUUUGCCACAAGUCGUGCUUUAUACUUUUCUACAUUCCCGUUAGAGUCAUACUUAGUUUUGUAGACCCAUUUAUAGCCUACUGUUUUGGCUCCUUUAGGAAUAUUCUCUAAGUCCCAAACAUCUUUGGAACCCAUCGAUUUCAUCUCGUCUUCCAUUGCCUCCAGCCACUUCGAUGAGUGAGGGUUUCUCAUGGCUUCUUCAUAUGAAGUGGGAUCACCUUCCAUAUGAACCAUUUUUGUGUUAUAAACUUUUUAAUCAGUAGAAAUAGUUGAUCUUUUAGACCUUCUAAGGCCCUCAUUCGCUGGCACAUUAUGUGCCUCAACUUCCUGCUCAUCUUCUAAAAAUGGCUGCUGCGCCUCCCCCUCAUGCUCAACAACGGGUUUAGUCGGCUCCUGACGGCCAGGUUGCGAAUCUUCUCCCAUAGUUUUCAUGGAUGGAGUUACAACAGGUACUUGCACCGCAACCUCAGGUAUAACAGGUAGUGAGAAAAAUGGCUCGUGAAUCAUCGGAUUAGGUGCAUGCACCCUCUUCUCCUCAAGAUCAAUUUUUCGAGCAACCAUGCUCCCCCUCAUCACUUCGUCCUCUAAGAAGACCGCAUGUCUUGUUUCUACAAACUUUGUGUAUCUCUUUGGAUAGUAGAAACGAAAACCUUUUGAUCUAUCAGGAUAGCCAAUGAAGUGGCGACUGACUGUUUUGGGAUCUAACUUUGCAAUAUUUGGAUUAAACACUUUGGCCUCAGUUGGGCUCCCCUACACCCUUAAGUGUUGUAGGGAGGGCACUCUUCCUGUCCACAACUCGUCUGGUGUUUGGGCACCGACUUGCUUGGUACUCUAUUGAGAAUGUGUAUGGCGGUUUUAAGCAACUCCAUCCAUAAUCCCAAUGGCAAGGUGGAGUAACUCAUCAUGCUGCGCACCAUAUCCAUAAGUGUACGGUUAUGCCUUUCAGCUACUCCAUUUUGCUGAGGCUCGCCCCACAUUGAAUACUGGGCCACUAUGCCAGUCUCCUGUAAGAACCUUGCAAAGGGUCUAGGGACUUGGCCAUAUGGAGUGUGCCGACCGUAGUACUCCCCCCACGGUCAGAUCUUACUAUCUUUAUUCUUUUUCAUGCUGAUUUUCAACUUCAGCUUUGACUAUCUUAAAUUUAUCCAACGCUUCAGAUCUUUCUUUGAUUGGAUAAAUAUAAUCAUAUCGGGAGUAAUCAUCUGUGAAUGUUAUGAACGAGUCAUAGCCAUCCACACUUUUCACAGGAAAUGGUCCACAAGUGUCAGUGUGAAUGAUUUCUAGUGUUCCCGUGCUACGGUUUGCACCCUUUUUUAUUUGUUUUACAUACUUUCCUUUAAUGCAAUCUAUGCAUUGGUCUAAGUCUGAGAACUCUAAUGCAUGAAGAAUUUUAUUUUUAACUAGUCUUUAUAUUCUCCCCUUCGAAAUAUGGCCCAAGCAACAGUGCCAUAAUUUCGAUGAGUCACGAGUUCUGUUUCUUUUCUUUUGUUCUUUAUCCGACACAGAAACAUGCUCAUUCACAUUACACACAGAAUGCACUUUUUCACGUAGUGAUAAUAAAUAAAGUUCAUUGUGAAGGAAAGCAAUACCCACAUGAGUAUUAUUAAACCAUAUGGCACACUUGCUAUGUCCAAAAUGACAUUCAUAAUGAUCUUUAUCCAAAGAUGAAACACUAACCAAGUUUGAAUCUGUAAGCAGAAGCUUGAAUCCAUCAGCUAACUCCAGGGAGAUGUCGCUGACAGCUUCAACUUCUGCUUGAACUCCAUUUGCAACUUCAAUGCAUCUUUCGCUUCUUUGCGUAGUCCGCGUCGAAUGGAAUCCCUGUAAUGAAUUUACAAAGGAUGAACAGUUGCUCCCGAGUCAAUCCAUCAAGUAGAUUUCGAAAACUGUGUAUACAAGGAUUCAUUUACAAAGGAAACAAUGUUGUUACCUCUCUUUGCCAUUAUUGACUUUAGCCAAACAAGGCAAUCUUUUUUGUAGUGCCCAGUCUACUUACAAUGGAGACAUGUGUCUUUGUCCACUUGAAAAGACUUUUGCUGAUGCUGAUAUUGCGUGGGAGCUUUGUGGCUUUGAAGGGGAACCUGUGCUACUUUGAUUGUAAUUCUUUUUCUUAUUAUCCUUCACAUAGUUCAUAGAACCACUAUGUGAGGUCCUAAGUCUUUCCUCUUCUUGCACAUACAUGGCUAUAGUCUUUUCAAUGUCCCAUUUUUCAGGCGACAUGUUGUACUUGACAACAAAAGUGUCAAACUCUUUUGGCAGUGAAGCCAUAACUAGGUGAAUAAGGAGUGCAGGUUUGAGGUCCAAAUCCAAAUCCAUGGGUUUAAGCUUAGCUGCCAUGUUGCUCAUCCUGAGGAUGUGCUCUCUUAUGUCAUGUCCAACGCUUAUGUACUUUUCUGUCACCAGCUGCUUUAGCAACUGGGUAGCAUAUAUCUUUGAAGAACCAGUGAACUGGCUCUUUAUCUUUGCAAGAAACUCCCCUACGGAAGUACACUAUGCAAUUGAGCCCACAAUGGCGUUCUCAAUUGUGUUCUUUAUGAAAGCCAUGCACUUUUUAUUGGCGGUGAGCCACUUUUGGUUGUCGAUGAAAUAUGACAUCUCCACUGGAGCAUGAUCCCUCUUCUUUUUGUUCCAAGCAGCAUCUCCAUUGGCAGUGAACUGGCUCUGUUGGUUUGACUGGCUGUGGAGUGUCCACAACCCAGUCCACCUCAGCACAAAUGAAAGCCAAGUCGACCUUCUUUCUCCAUUCAGUGUAGUUGUCACCUCUGAGGGUUGGAGCAUCCUUGAUGGAGCUCAUCAAGUGAGAUCAUAACAACAUUGCAUGCAUUAAUCCAACGUUGGUCAAAACUAAAACAUACAACUGUUUGUGCAGUUGAAACUAUAUGACUGUUGGGCAGAAGAUAGAAAUAAAUGCACAUAUAACAAUAAUAUUUUUUUUGAAACGAGGCAAAAGACUUGCCAUUUUCAUUGAUUGAGAAGAAGAGAAUUGUCCGGUUAAUUGACGGAAAACCGGGCUAAAACCGAUACAACACUGCCCACAUGACAUGGGCACCACCGGCCAACCUGGCCACCGACAUGGAACAAAAGCCACGACGACACAUGCCAACAGAUGGCCACACGCGCAAGCAACUGACAGCUCCGACUUUGAUGAUGAGCAACGCAAGGGAAAUAUGCAGGUCUUGCGCCGACCGUGCCCCCGCAAACGACCACCGAAUGCCUGUCAUCGUCACCACCUGGACUCGCUCCAACGCAGCUCCGACUUCAAAGCAACCAGCAACCACGGAAGAGCACCUCGGACACGCCGGGAAGAACCGACUACCGAAGACCAUGCCGUGACCCAAGCUUCGAUUGACGCA